This is a messenger RNA of Trichosporon asahii var. asahii CBS 2479, 948 nucleotides long. Its product is annotated as XAP-5-like protein. Gene Ontology annotation, cellular component: nucleus. The record is from RefSeq and is a predicted model, not a curated record. The coding region runs from base 1 to 948 and encodes 315 amino acids. The transcript is spliced from 3 exons. Gene Ontology annotation, biological process: chromatin organization. Lineage: Eukaryota; Fungi; Basidiomycota; Tremellomycetes; Trichosporonales; Trichosporonaceae.
AUGAUGCCUGGGACGGAAACGCGGGAAGAAGUUGAUUCGAAGCGCGAAAACAACAACGUGACGGUGAGCUCCGCCCAGCCGAUCCAACUGACAGUCCAGAAAUCUCAGGAUGAUGCGUCGGGCACACGAUUCGUCGGCGUGGACGAAUCAGUAGACGAGCAGCUGAAGAAGUCCACCAUCGGUCUCGUGUCCCUCGAAGACUUCCAGAAGACAAAGGAAGGGAUCGAGGAGGAGAAGCGCAAGCAAGCUGCGAAGACCGCCCAGGAGAAGCAUAGCACCGCUGGGAAGAAGUCCAAGAAGGACAAACGGAAAGCCAAGUCCAAGCUUUCUUUCCUCGGUGACGACGAGGAAGGGGAGACGGAGGCGUCCGAGCCCGAGUCGAAGCGGCCAAAGCUGUCCAAGAAUCCGAAUGUCGACACGUCCUUCCUCCCCGAUCGUGAGCGCGAGGCGCAAGAGCGGGAGAUGCGGGAAGAGCUCCGCAAGAACUGGCUCGCAGAGCAAGAGCGCAUCAAGAAUGAGGUGAUCGAGAUCACGUACUCGUACUGGGACGGCAGCGGGCAUAGGAAGGUUGUCGAGUGCAAGAAAGGCGACGAUAUCGGCGCCUUCCUCGGCAAGUGCCGAAACCAGGUGCCAGAGUUGCGAGGGACAAGUGUCGACAACUUGAUGUACAUCAAGGUAAGCUUCUUUAACAGUAUGUCAGCUGACUGGCAGGAGGACCUCAUCAUCCCGCAUCACUACACGUUCUACGACUUCAUCAUCAACAAAGCUCGUGGCAAGUCGGGCCCGCUCUUCAACUUCGACGUCCACGACGACGUUCGUCUGAUAUCGGACGCCACGAAGGAGAAGGAUGAGAGUCACGCCGGCAAGGUGGUCGAGCCUGACCCCAGAUCUUUCCCGCUUCGCGAUGGGAGGUGUACGACCCGGAUAAAGACUACGGUUCCUACGUAA